CUCCUCCCCACCACUUCUAAUCUCUUCCUCUUCUUCAUCGCUUCGCAUCAAUGGCGACUCUCAAGAAAUCCGUUUCUCUCUGCUUCGCCUCCUUCCUUGUCGCCUUUCUCUCUGCUUCACUCUCCUGCGCCAAAGUCCAUGAACAUGAAUUCAUCGUACAAGCGACGAAGGUGAAGAGACUGUGUAAAACCCACAACAGCAUCACGGUUAACGGAAUGUUCCCCGGACCAACGCUCGAAGUCUAUAACGGAGACACUCUCGUCGUCAAAGUCGUUAACCGUGCCCGUUACAACGUCACUAUCCACUGGCAUGGUGUGAGGCAAAUGCGAACCGGGUGGGCAGAUGGGCCGGAGUUCGUGACCCAGUGUCCGAUCAGGCCGGGUCAUAGUUACACGUACCGGUUCACCAUCCACGGUGGUCAAGAAGGCACUCUCUGGUGGCACGCUCACAGCUCGUGGCUCCGAGCCACCGUCUACGGUGCUCUCAUCGUCUACCCUCAGAGAGGAACCGACUAUCCUUUCCCGAAACCUCAUCGCGAAACCCCGAUUCUUCUCGGUGAAUGGUGGGAUGCGAACCCUAUCGAUGUAGUCAGAGAGGCCACACGAACCGGAGCUGCCCCUAAUGUCUCCGAUGCUUAUACCAUCAAUGGCCAGCCAGGCGAUCUAUACAAAUGCUCUAGUCAAGACACGACAAUAGUUCCCAUCAACGUCGGCGAGAGACAUCUCCUCCGUGUGAUAAACUCGGCCUUGAACCAACCGUUAUUCUUCACGGUGGCUAACCACAAGCUCACGGUGGUCGGAGCCGACGCAUCGUACGUAAAACCAUUCACGACCACCGUCCUAAUGCUCGGCCCCGGCCAGACCACCGACGUUCUCGUCACCGGCGACCAGCCACCGAACCGCUACUACAUGGCCGCUAGGGCAUACCAAAGCGCCCAAAACGCACCCUUUGAUAACACUACCACGACCGCAAUCCUCCAUUACAAGACAGCGCCUUGUUGCGGUAAGAACGGCGUUUCCCUCAAACCCAUCAUGCCUCUUCUUCCGGCAUACAACGAUACAAACACCGUUACUCAAUUCAGCAAGAGUUUCCGGUCACUGAGACGUGCCGAUGUUCCGACCGAGGUCGACGAGAAUCUGUUCUUUACUAUCGGUCUCGGCCUCGACAACUGUCCCAAGAACUUUAGGGCAAGAAGAUGCCAAGGUCCUAACGGGACACGAUUCACAGCUUCGAUGAACAACGUCUCGUUUGUUCUUCCUCGGAACUAUUCUCUCCUCCAAGCACACGCUCAGGGAAUUCCCAGAGUUUUCACGACCGAUUUUCCGGCGAUUCCUCCGGUGAAAUUCGAUUAUACCGGAAAUGUGAGCAGGUCACUUUAUCAGCCGGUGAAGGGUACAAAGCUAUACAAGCUCAAGUUCGGAUCGAGAGUACAGAUCGUCUUGCAAGAUACAAGCAUUGUAACACCCGAAAACCAUCCCAUUCAUCUCCAUGGCUACGAUUUCUACAUUUUGGCCGAGGGUUUCGGUAACUUCAACCCCAAGAAAGAUACGAAAAAGUUCAAUCUCGUCGACCCGCCUCUCAGAAACACUGCAGCCGUGCCCGUUAACGGAUGGACCGUGAUCAGAUUCGUCGCUGAUAACCCAGGGGUUUGGAUAAUGCAUUGCCAUCUGGAUGUACACAUAAACUGGGGUCUGGCUAUGGCGUUCCUGGUGGACAACGGCGUUGGAGCUUUGCAAUCACUGGAGCCACCGCCUGCAGAUUUGCCGGUCUGUUAGGGCAAGAAAACGAAUCAAGAAUCUGAAAAGCUCUCCAUAACUAAGGGGUUUGAAGAAAAUGUUCAUCCAUAUCUUCUUCAUAUCACUUAUUUUUCACUUGUUUUCCGGGGUUAAAUGAUUUGAAUCAGUAGUAUUAUUCGUAGAUUUGUGUUGCAUGUCCCUGCAUUUUGGGACAUAUAGACUCAUGUUUUGUUCCAUUGUUUUGUUUUGUUGCUUUUGAUAGAUAAACCGGUUUUAUUGGAUUCCAACCGGUUUCCGGUAUGGAUCCCGACCCGGUCAGCUACAUUUUUCUCGAUGUAUUCUUUCCACGUUUUACACCGGAUUAUGAUGCUAAGCACAUUGCAAAAUUCCCAUUUA
Molecule: messenger RNA, 2132 nt
Organism: Tarenaya hassleriana
Lineage: Eukaryota; Viridiplantae; Streptophyta; Magnoliopsida; Brassicales; Cleomaceae
Product: laccase-5
Exons: 6
Coding region: 51-1775 (574 amino acids)
Biological process (GO): lignin catabolic process
Cellular component (GO): apoplast
Molecular function (GO): copper ion binding; hydroquinone:oxygen oxidoreductase activity
Source: RefSeq, a predicted model, not a curated record